Messenger RNA from Nannochloropsis gaditana CCMP526, 1821 nucleotides. RefSeq lists its product as uncharacterized. Gene Ontology annotation, biological process: positive regulation of transcription by RNA polymerase II. The record is from RefSeq and is a predicted model, not a curated record. Gene Ontology annotation, molecular function: transcription cis-regulatory region binding. The coding region runs from base 1 to 1095 and encodes 364 amino acids. The transcript is spliced from 2 exons.
AUGCGCUGCCUGAUGGCCGAGGCGGGCGGGCGCCACGCUCUGCUGCCCCAGGUGGUGGAGGGGACGGUUUUUGGAGGCGGAGACCCUGGCCGGUACGGCUUCCUGAAGCACCUCCCCCUCUACUCGAGCGUGAAGCUGGUCGAGCUGGCCCUCCCCCCCGCCCUCCUCUCCCCGCCAACUUUGGAGCUUUUCAAGCCGGAGAUGAAAAAGCGGGCGCAGCGGAGGAAGCAGCGGGAGAGGGCGGAAGAGAGGGAGGCAGCACGGCGGGCGCGGGAGGUGGAGAGGGAGGCCGUGCGGGAGGCAGGGCGGAGGUCGAGCCUGACGGAGGAGGAAAUCCGACGAAUCCAGGCGCAGCGUGAGAAGGGGGUGGACUUGAAUGGGCCGCAGCCGUGGGAAGCGGCGAGGAUGGUGUCGGGCGGGGACAGGCGGGAGGAGGCAGGUGAGGGAGAGGACGGGGGAAAGGAAGGAGAGAAGGAGGGGGGCGUGCUGAGUGGGAGCCCGUCUGAGGAACGUCGCGCCCUGACGUCGUCAUUUGCCGAGGUGAUCCGGAAGAAAGGGGGGGCGGCGACGACGAUGCUCCGAGAGGAAAUGUUCCCGGCGUUGGGAGGCGGUGGAGGCGGUUCGCCCGCGCCCAUGUCCUCCUCUCCCCCAGGCCGCAAGUCCGAGCCCCCGCCCUUAUCCGGGGCUGUGCCAGCGAACGGAGGGACUGGCGGGGCGUCCGGGACUGGGGGCUCAGGAGGCAGGGACUGCUCCUCCCCUCCCUCCCUCCGUGCCUCCGCCCCGCCCUUGGGGCGCGUACCGGAGCCGGGGUCAGGCGGGGAGGGAGGGAGGGGGGUCUGGACGGGGCGGACUCCGUUCUCGGUUACCUCGGGUACGUCGUCUUCCCUCCCGGAGAGGAGCGAGGCCGGCGGCAUGUGGCAGGCUGGGCAGGCCAGCCCUGGGGCCUCCAUCCCUCCCACGGCGUCGGACGGGAAAGAGCCGCCGAGGCCUGGGAAGCAGCCACUGCAACCACACCAACAGCAGAAGAAGAAGGGAAAGGGAGGCGGUAAGGGUAUCCCUAUCUUCUCGACGGGCUCGCAGCGAAGCUAUGGAUGACACAAGAAGAAGAAGAGGCGGGGAAAGGGAAAGAAGAGCGGGGGGGCUUGCCCGCUGGGACGAGUCUAAACCGCCAGGUGGUCGAGGUUUGGGUAAAGUAAUGUGUGGCUGGGAUUGGAUGGUGCGAGCAACAUCAUUGACAGAGAGCGAGACGCCCGUGGACGGGAAGCCGUUGCGAUCGAUGCUGUCGCGUAGCCCCGUGUCGGGGCACAGCCUUAGAGUCUGUAAAAAAGGGAUGCUAGGGUAGUGCGUAGGGCCUCACAAACGAGAAGGGGGUUGUGACAUGUGGGCAGCUGCAGAGGCAGGAAUCAUGGCCGUUUAAUUGCACUGUUGCAGCAACGUCGGCGGGACUGGAAAGGAUAGCAGCCAGACUGCUCACAGGGUCAGGGUGGUAGGAUCAUUCUAUUGAGCCGGGGGGGGGAGGAGGCACCUGUACAUAUGUGCAUGCAUGUUGUCUGGUACGUGCUUGAAAUGAGGGAGAGGGAUGUCGACUGGACAUGACCAGGCAAGGGAAGAAAUUUGGCGCCGCAACUUCCGCGAGCACCGUGGGAAAUUAAGGAUAGAUGCGGAGGAGCCAUUGAGUAUCCAAUGGAGAAGAUUACGUUAACAUCAAAUAUUUUUUAGGGAAAAAGGGCGACAAGGCCCCGUCCCGAAGAUGAGUGCAAUAGCUCCAUGGCACUAAAACAAGGUGCGUUUGCCAAAAAGAAGAGAAAUACAGGUUUCCUG